Messenger RNA from Mustela erminea (ermine), 1844 nucleotides. RefSeq names its product RWD domain containing 3 (gene RWDD3). Gene Ontology annotation, biological process: positive regulation of hypoxia-inducible factor-1alpha signaling pathway; positive regulation of protein sumoylation. The record is from RefSeq and is a predicted model, not a curated record. Bases 1242 to 1844 code for a protein of 200 amino acids. NCBI's taxonomy places the organism in Eukaryota, Metazoa, Chordata, Mammalia, Carnivora, Mustelidae. Gene Ontology annotation, molecular function: protein binding. The transcript has 3 exons.
GUCAAUGACAGGAGUCACCCUGUAGCCGUCUAAGUUCUCUAAUUCAUCUUACAAAUUUAUUUCUGACACAAAGGAAAAAAUUGUGGAACCUCAGUGAACUAGACAAGCUACUUCCUGGAGCUGCAGAAUUUGAAAUUGUUAUUUAGAAAAACAAAAGGACAAGCCAAACAUGCUGGCUGAUAGAACUAUCUCAGAGGAUCUUCGUAAUCUUGUUCACUAUAUCAAAGCUGGAACAGAAUGGAUUGAUAAUUCUCUUAUCCUAUUGGUGUUGCUCAAACUCUUAAACUGAAAUGCUGAAUUCAAGGACGAUCAUUCCAUUAUUAAAGCUUUAAGUGCCCCAUUGUUUUGUAUACAUCCAGUAUCAUAAAAUGAGUAAUACUGAAAAGCUAGAGUUUGCUACGUUUCCACACUUGAUGUACUCCUCCCAAGGCCAAGGAGUCUGGGCUGUCCCCUGUGAAGGCAGGAGACAACUGGGGAAGUUAAGACGUUGCCAGCACCCUGGCACAUAACGACCCACAAAGUCCAGAGCCACCCCAGUGACAUCCUUAGAAUGGCAGGAGCUGUAGGCCCUCUGCGUUUGCAGGGUUAAGAGAAACAGGUCUCAGGAAUCCGACUCUGGCUCAUAGUCCCAGUGCCAGGUCCAGCUCAGCAUCUGGGCUCGUUAUUGCCCCCGGCCUUUUCCGGGUGUCUCACACUGCCAGAGUCACCAACAGCUUCAUCCGGACAGAGUGUUUCCUGCUGACUGCAAGGUCCGCAACACCCAGCUCCAUUUUGUCCCGGACCAGGGCUCACCUCCUCACUGAUCACUUUCCUGCUUGUUUUUGUCUUUCUAAGCUUCAGUUCCUUUCUUCCACUCUGUCCUCUACCCCGAGCCCAGGGCCAAGUCUGGGUGGGAAUGGUGGGCGUUCAAAGCCUGGGCUAAAGUUAGGGGAUUUCGGGCUUUGCUGGGACGCCUCCCACCUUCCUCUGUUAGAAAGCAGCGGGGGCGCUGUACGGUCGCCUCUGGCUUCCGAGAGAAGUCUCCCGGGAAAAGUCCCCCGCAAAGAGACCGAGCCUCGCGCCAGGACUGCAAGAAGGAGCUUCGACGGCAGACCCUUAGGCCAGCGUCCUCACCACGCGCGUCGACCGUGGAGACGCAGGGCGCCCCCAAGUGGCCGCCGGGCCGCGCCGCUCCGGGCUGGUGAGGGCGGCGGCAGCGGAAGUGGAGGGGCGGUGGCGGCGGCGGCGGAGCCUGGGCGGCCAUGGCAGAUGCCGCGCGGGAGGAGCUCUCGGCCCUAGCGGCGAUUUUCUGCGGGCCGGACGAGUGGGAAGUGCUGAGUCGCUCAGGGACAGAGGGGACGGUGUUCAGAAUUCUCACAAAAGCUGAAGGCCUCAUGGGUGCUGACGUACUUUUAGAAUUGGUGUUCCAUUUGCCGGUCAAUUACCCUUCGUGUUUACCUGGUAUCUCAGUUCACUCUGAACAUCUGACCCGGGCCCAGUCAGUGACUGUGAAGGAGAAGUUACUUAAGCAAGCAGAGAACCUUUUGUCGGAACCUAUGAUCCACGAGCUGGUGCUCUGGAUUCAGCAGAAUCUCAGGCAUGUCCUCAACCAACCAGAAACUGGAAGUGGCAGUGAAAAGUGUACUUCUGCAACUGGCAUGACUGUGGAUGAUGGACUGUGGCUAACUCUUUUGCAUUUAGAUCACAUGAGAGCAAAGACCAAAUAUGUCAAAACUAUUGAGAAGUGGGCUUCCGAUUUAAAGCUGACAGGAAAACUGAUGUUCGUGGGAGUACCUGCUUCUUCAAAAAACCUCCAAAGUAGAUGUGGACUCAAGUGGAAAGAAAUGCAAAGAGAAAAUGAUUAG